AUGACCCCUAGCACUUUAUCAAAUCUAACGGACGCCGAGAAGUCGGCCAUUUUAUCGAAAAUAAACGACGAGGUUUACCAGAAGCUCAUCCCAACCAUCUCGAUAUGCGCCUCGUUCUCGAUCAUCGGGACCAUCGGGAAUUCCCUCUCGGUCUACCUCUUCGCUUCGCGGAUGAAGCGCAACUUCCAGAACAAUCUCUUCAUCCUCGUCUGCUCGGUCAACCUGAUGGCCUGCGCAGUGUGCAUCACGGCCGACAUGGCGGACCUGCGGUACAUGUACAUGUACCCGUCCGUCGUCGCCUGCAAGGUGACGCGCUUCUGCAACAUGUUCACCAUCGUGGGCUCGGUGCUGGCGCUCGGCACCCUGACGGUGUAUCGUCUGCGGGCCGCCACUUCCGCCCGGAUGACGUCGACGACCAGUGGCACCAGUCUGAGAGGGAUAGCCGCCAUUUUGAUUUGCAGUGUGGGCGUCGCCUGGUUAGAUACCCCUACAGGUCCUGUCGUGUUUGGAAUGAAGGCCACGCCCACAAGAGUCCCGGGGGUCGUGGGCCGGGACUGUUCUAUCGGCGACGACGUGGCUCACACCGGGUGGCAGCUGGGGUUCUACAUCUUCCUGGGCGCGGCCUUCAUCGCCCUCGUCCUCACCGUCAUCAUCUGCUACUACCGCAUCUGGCGCAUCGUCAAGGUCAGCCGGAUGGCGGUGGCCGCCCACACCACGGCCAACACCCACACCACCCUCAACAACACCGUGGCUGAGCUACGUGACGUCAUACACACCAUCCACGAGCAUUCCGAUCACGAGGUGUUGUCAUUGGAUAUUCCCGGAAGCAGCAACGAAGCCGGAAAUUCGGAUGUUUACAAACAAAUCGAUCCGAUACAACCGGCCGCAACGAAAUCGAUCAUCGAGCCGUUGAUCUCAUCGAACCACGUCCUGGACUUUCCGAUUCUCGCUCCCUUAGAGACGCCAAUGUUUGAGACGCUGGAGCAAAACCAAAGCAGAACGUCGGGUGUGGAAUCGUUGCCAGAGAUUCACGCAGUCCCGUCCUUCGAUACCCAGGAAAGAUUUGACAACACGGAGCAGAUCUAUCACCAGCCGUCACAAUGUGAAGCGUCGGAUUUACAUGUUGUUUGUGGAGAGAGCAGCUCUAAAGAAACUCUUCUAAACGGAAACAUCAAAGCUGUAUCGGAAACGGCGCGACAGGAACUCGAGCUUCCGCAGAAAGUCUCAAAGAUUGUGGAAGUUGUAGAAGUCUGUGUAGAACACAACCACACACUUGUAGAUAGCAACACACUACCCGUGUCAGCUUCGAGUCAACAUCCGGUCAACGUAAACAAUAACACAAACAACCUAAGUCAUAUUUCCUUAAAGUCAACUUUUAACUUUUCUCAGCUCCAAGUUCAACAAGACAUAGAAACUCAGCCUCUGCACAACGCUAUAAUCUCAGACGGUUCUAAAACCACAGACGCCGGUACCAGACAGGUUCCAAAAGAACUCAGACGAGAGCCGAGCAUGCUGUCCAGAGCCACGUCUGUCCGCUCCAUGGUCAAAGUCAAAAACCAAAAGACGACGCUAGAGAGCGCCAUCACCCGCACGGCAUUUCUCCUGACCUUCACCUUCAUCGUGUCGUACGUGCCGUUUUUCGUGGCGAGCAUGCUGAGCCUGCUCAUCAUUGACUUUGACUACAGCGAGAACGCCUUCACGCUGAACGCCCUCAACAUGGCGUACAGACUCUACUUCAUCAACCCAACCAUCAGUCCCUUCAUCAUCUGGGCAUCGAAUCUAGACUUCCGGCGGAAGUUGCGGUCCCUGUGUUGUAGAGAUGGAGUUGACUCCAACCGGUAG
Molecule: messenger RNA, 1842 nt
Organism: Physella acuta
Lineage: Eukaryota; Metazoa; Mollusca; Gastropoda; Physidae
Biological process (GO): G protein-coupled receptor signaling pathway; cellular response to hormone stimulus
Cellular component (GO): plasma membrane
Molecular function (GO): peptide binding; G protein-coupled receptor activity
Source: RefSeq, a predicted model, not a curated record